UCUCAAGCAGAGGUUACUGUGCGCGUUCAGCCUGUUUAUUCUUGAUAGCGCUCAAGCCAUCCUGACAGGCAGUCAUGUCUUCCGACACGGAGCAGCCGUUACCUUGGCCCUCGUAUCGCGAAUAUUUUUCUGUUCUGACAACGACUGCGACAAACAUCACAGUGCUGUGCAACAUUUGCAGUAAACAGUACUCAGCAAGCAGGACGUCUUCGUCCAACCUGCGCAAGCAUCUAGAGAAGAAACAUCCUGUCGCUCUGAAGGAAUUCGACUCUAAGAAAAGGAAAGCCGAACCUGGUCAGCCCUCGAAUGAGAAAAGACAUGCGGGUGGCGGCUCGACACAGACACUGGAGUUCUGUCUUGCAGGAACGAGUCGACACAAAGCUGUGCCGCAAAGUCAGAUAGACAGGCUAAUUGUAAACUUUGUGGUAGGCGACAUGCAGUGCUUUUCAGUCGUUGAAAAUGAACACUUCCGGCGCUUGAUCAUCGGAAUGCAGCCAUCGGCAACAGUGAUGAACCGAAAGUCUUUUGUGAAUCAUCUGGACAUCCUCUACCGAGAACAAAAAGCGUCCCUCAUCGCUACCCUUGAGAAGGCGACGAGGGUCUGCUGCACAGCAGACUGCUGGACAGCCUCAAACAGGAGCUUUCUCGGAGUGACAGUUCACUUCCUGGAUGAGGAAUCCCUGGAAAGGAAAUCCGCAGCGCUGACCUGCCAUCGGCUU
Messenger RNA from Ixodes scapularis (black-legged tick), 719 nucleotides. RefSeq lists its product as uncharacterized. The transcript has 3 exons. The annotation marks the transcript as partial. Lineage: Eukaryota; Metazoa; Arthropoda; Arachnida; Ixodida; Ixodidae. Gene Ontology annotation, molecular function: DNA binding. The record is from RefSeq and is a predicted model, not a curated record.